AUGGCGCAAAAUUUGAUGUUACUUGCAUCUUUGGAGGAUGAUGCUGACCUUUUACUGUUGGCAAGUGUGGGCGAUGAAAAAGAUUCAUCAGUUUAUCGGCAGUUAAAGUUUGAUGAACUAAGCAAUGAACAGUUCCGUAAUUUAUUUAGAUUUAAAAGAGAAGAUGUGAAUGGUUUGUGUGAAGCGUUAGAUUUACCAAGAAAGAUUGUGUGCCAAAACAGGACUGUAUGUUCUGGAAUAGAAGGUUUGUGUAUUCUUAUUCGCCGAUUAGCGUACCCAAGUAGAUUACAAGACCUUUCGCAUACAUUUGGGAGAUCAACUGCUGAAUUAUCAUACAUUUUUAACACUGUCCUUAAUUUCAUUGAUACAAGCCACGGACACAGACUCGAGAGUUUAAAUCAGCCUUGGUUGUCGCACGCAAAGUUGGAUGAAAUGGCCACAGCCAUAAGUAACUGCGGAGCCCCGCUGUUAAAUUGCUGGGGUUUUAUAGACGGAACGGUGAGGCCAAUAUGCAGACCCCAAUCUCAUCAGCAGUUGGUGUUUAAUGGCCAUAAGAGAGUCCAUGGUCUUAAGUUUCAGUGUAUUACGACACCUGAUGGAAUGAUAGCGCACCUCUUUGGUCCAAUUGAAGGUCGACGUCAUGAUGCCGGUAUGUUACGAGAAAACGACGUUGAGCAUCAACUGCAACAAUAUAUGACAAAGGCAAAUAAUGAUGUCUACUCCCUCUACGGUGACCCCGCAUACCCAUUAUCACCUUACCUAAUACCCCCAUUUCGGGGAGGUGUGAUCUCAGCUAAUCAGAUGCGCUUUAACAAAAGAAUGUCGGCAGUGAGAGUGUGUGUAGAAUGGACUUUCAGCAAAAUUUUAACUCUCUUUGCUUUUCUUGAUUAUAAGAAGAAUCAAAAACUGUAUUUACAACCUGUUGGAAAGUAUUACAGAGUAGCAUCAAUCCUAACUAACUGUCACACUAUUCUCUAUGGGAGCGAGACCGGGUCAUUCUUUGGUAUACCUCCGCCAUCCCUACAAGAGUAUUUGGCCUAA
This is a messenger RNA of Saccostrea echinata, 1041 nucleotides long. RefSeq lists its product as uncharacterized. The coding region runs from base 1 to 1041 and encodes 346 amino acids. Lineage: Eukaryota; Metazoa; Mollusca; Bivalvia; Ostreida; Ostreidae. The transcript has a single exon. The record is from RefSeq and is a predicted model, not a curated record.